Messenger RNA from Aplysia californica (California sea hare), 993 nucleotides. RefSeq lists its product as uncharacterized. The record is from RefSeq and is a predicted model, not a curated record. NCBI's taxonomy places the organism in Eukaryota, Metazoa, Mollusca, Gastropoda, Aplysiida, Aplysiidae.
UCUGAAGACUCCGACGGUGGUCGCAGCUACAAGAGCAAAAGCGUCAGCACAAACAGCAGCCGUCAGGGCGGAGAGAAAAGCAGACGACAAUGGCUGCUAGACAAGCGCAAGGUGGGACAAGACCGGAGCACACCGGAAGACAGCCGGAGGCAGAAACGUGUGCAAGACAUGAAGUUGAAAUCUCGACGCACCGCCUACACCACGGCCCGGCUGAGCGCCCGUCUGGCUGUGUUGGACAUGUACAUGCACAAGACACUGGUUGAUGACGUGUUCCUCGGCGGGACGUGGGAACGCAGGGAAACAAGAGACUAUACCAGAACAGGAACCUGCCGAAACGGAAGAUAGAACUAAUGACGUCACCACGGUUGUGACGUCAGCAGAUGCGGAAGAGGAACCUCGUGAAUGUGUGCCUGAAGUGGAGGAAGACGUACAACAAAGUGCCGAAGCUGGGGAACAGGAUACUACUGUACCAGACGACGAGAAGACGACUGUAGAUCUUCAAGACCACCCCGAGCCAAAAUCGGAUGCUGCAAAAGCAGCACCAGAAAUACCCCCGGCUCAAAAGAGCAAAGCCAAAGCGGACCCAUCUUCCGUUCGAGGAAAUAACAAAGUGGUUGUGCAGACUAAAAAUAGACUUCUAGUCCACGAACAUCCUGUGUACGCGUUUUGGUCUUCUCAUCGGAAAGAAAAGUGCACGUAUUGUGUUAUGAAGUACGGCCAGCAGAAAUCCCCCGCUCGUCACGUGAGAUCUUCCCACCUAUCAGCGUCGCCGGAAAUGAUUCGUCGUGUGGGUGACAUGCGCGAAAUCUACCAGAACGAAGUGCCAGCUCACGUCAAGUUUCGGAAAAAGAUGGAAGAUCGGAUUGGUGAAAUUGAAACCAUUGCGAAAGGCAAGACAAACCGCAAGAUUGCAGAAUCUUCAAAAAAAUCCGUUGGGUCGUCUCCGAAUUUUUUUACGGGAGCGAUUUGAAAAUAAAGCUUGUUGUUGACUUA